Ascochyta rabiei is the source of this 2109-nucleotide messenger RNA. RefSeq lists its product as uncharacterized. The transcript has a single exon. Lineage: Eukaryota; Fungi; Ascomycota; Dothideomycetes; Pleosporales; Didymellaceae. The record is from RefSeq and is a predicted model, not a curated record. Gene Ontology annotation, cellular component: membrane. The coding region runs from base 1 to 2109 and encodes 702 amino acids.
AUGGCGACGACAAUCUACGCCGACGACCCCACAUAUACGGCGACGUCCUCGGCCGCCGGCUCCACGGCCUUCUUCGUCCUCUCCCUCCUCUCCACCUGCGGUCUCGUGCUGCUCCUGCUACGCUACUACCUCCCUCUCCGCACGACACCAGCGCAUGUCGUCAUCCCCGUCUUCCUUGCUAUCGCGUUGCCCGCCAGCAUCGUCGUGCUUCUCCCUAUCGAUCUUGCCAGCAGCGCGGGGACGGACACAGAUGGGGCGCGUGGCAUCUGGCUCAGCGAUACGGUCGUCUACAAGUCGUGGCGCAUCGUGUAUUGGCUGACCUUUGCGCUGACGUGGGCGAUCCUGCCGCUUUUGGGCGAAUACUGCGACUCGGGAUACCGCGAGCCCAAGGCGCGGGUGCUGUAUGCGCUGAGAAGCAACGGGCGAUACUGGCUGAUUAUGCUGGGAUGUAGUAUCGUGGGCUCAGUAUACCUGAUUUGGUACAACGGCUUCGAACUGGAAACGUUCAAAUCGCUGGCCAUGGCGCUGGCGUACACUUGGGGUCUGAUACUUGGUAUUUACCUGAUGGGACACGGGCUGGUUGCUUUUCCGAGGAGUCUGUUCAGAUAUGCGAGUAUCAGUGGACGCCUCAAGAAGAUUCAGGGCCAGGCGCCUAAGGUCCAUGAGAAGCUGGUUGAGGCGCUGGAGAAACUCGAUCAAUACGAGCAUCAGGUUGUGCAGCUUAAGCAAAGGAAGAACAGUACAGCAAAGGAAUUCCAAGAGUGGAUUGAUGAGCUGGCAGAAAAGGGCAGCUUGCCAGAAAGUAGAGCAGGCACUGUAGGCCGCUCAAGCGCGACCACCGUCCCGCCAGUUAUUACGGAGCGAUAUCUAGCAGACUUGACAAGGAAGCUGAAGAGAGCACGCCAUGCCAAAAAUCGCUUCGAGAACGAGUGGGACAUAACAGUCCGCAAAGCAGUCCGCACGCAAGCAAUCCUUGACUCCGAAGGCAGCCAGCGCCUCGAGUUCAAGACUGCCACCUAUCCAACGCCUCAACACUGGCACAAUCGAUUCACCCUCCUCACACCAUACACGCGGUAUCAUUUCCAUGUAAACGUUGUUCCAGCAUUGACUUACGGUUCCUGGGUCAUCACGGUCCUUGCCUCGAUAUCUAUAGUCUGGUCCGAAUGCGUGCGUGAGCUCCAAGAAAUUGGCGGCCACAAGUUAUCCAUUAUCGGCUGGACUGUCGUGCAUCGCCAGUCCUCCUCUCGUUCGCAAAUCGGUUUCGGGGGUCAAAUCAUCGCCGCAGCCUGGUUGUGCUACAUGUGCAUCUGCGCCUUCUUCUCGCUCACCGAAGUGAAGAUCUGGGGAAACCGCGCCCUCGUGCGUCGCAACACUUAUCAAGAAUCCGCCACCUGGUACGGGCUGCAAGUCGCCAAGCUCACAGUCCCACUGUCGUACAACUUCUUGACUAUGACCGACAAACCGAUCUGGAACGAGACCAUGUUCCAUAAAUUCCUUGGCAGACUCAUCGAUCUGAGUCCACUGGGCAAGAACUUCAGCUCUUUCUUCCCCAUCUUCAUCCUCGUCCCCGUUUUCGCCACUACAUUCGGUCUGUACGGCAAGAUCCGCAAUAUCUGCGGCUUUGGCGACCUGCUCGAAGACGACGAAGACGAAGCGGGCACGUACGCAGGGAGCGGUAGCUGGCGCGAGGGCCGCGCGCUGAUCGAGCGCGAGAUCCAGAGCGCCAGUGGCAACGUAUUGGGCUUGAGUAGUCGCCACGGUGCUGCAACGAGCCCGCCUCCGGAGCAGUACACCGAUACUCCUGCGCUGUUGGCCGGCGAGCCGAGUUCCAUCACAGACACUGUCUCCAACGCACCUGCGCCUCGCGCGCGCCCGGAGCGACGCAGACCCCUUAUCGAAGACGAUGAAGAUACAGGGAAUUUCUUCGAAAACUUUGCCAGUCGCGUUAAGAAUACAUUCGAGGCUACAGACUUCUCCAUCACGAGACCGGCGUGGAUGGGUGGCGACGAUGAAAUCGAUGCCGGAAGACGCGAUAGAGGGUCAGACCGGCGAGAAGGGUUCAUGAGCUUGUUUGGCGGCAGAGCGGAGGAGGGCCGUGUGCGUUUGUGA